ACUUAACCAACUAGGCCACUACUUCCCCAUUACAAUCAUCUCUCCCACUUAUUUGCCACAAAGAAACAGAGUGUGAGAGAGAAAAAAGUUGAAAAGAUGAAGGCAUCUUUCAAAUUCUCUGCCUCCUUCUUCUUCAUCAUCUUUCAAAUAAUAUUUAUCAGUUCCCAAAUUUCGACAGUAAAUUGCAGCAGUACAGAUUCGUGCAAUUCGAAUCUCAAACUUAAAAGCGAAAUUCUCUUCGAUACCACUUCCUUCCAUUGUCUUACAGUAUGGAGUCAACAAGACUACAUCCUCAGAUAUAUGAGAACAGAUACAAAUGUAUGGAGUUAUGUUCUCUCAGCACCAAACACAAAUUCAUAUAUUGCUAUGGGAUUUUCAGAAAAGGGAAAAAUGGUUGGCUCAACUGCAAUUGUUGGCUGGGUCUCUAAUGACGGAACUGCCACUAUGAAGAAGUAUUUUCUCGGCGGUCAAUCGCCGAAUCAGGUGUUGCCUGAUGAAGGAAAUCUCCAGCUUGUCAACUUUACAUCCUCCGUCGUAGCUGAAAACUCGAGAAUCUAUUUGGCCUUUCAGUUGAACACUGAAAUGCCCAGUAAUCGGCUCAUUUACUCCGUCGGACCGUCGGGAAUGCUGCCGUCCACCGUCGAUUACCGGUUGACGGAACACCAGGAUCAUACAUCUACUUCCUUGGAUUACAACACAGGUCAAAGUGAAACAAAGACCCUUUAUGCAAACCUGAGGAGAAGCCAUGGACUUCUAAAUAUGUUUGGAUGGGGAAUUCUCAUGCCAAUUGGGGUCAUGGCAGCUAGAUACUUGAGGCAAUAUGAUCCAAUCUGGUUUUACUCUCACAUAACUAUUCAAUCGUUAGGGUUUAUCCUAGGAUUCGCGGGUGUUAUCAGUGGACUCGUUCUCAAUAGUCGUCUUCAGAACAAUGUCAAUAGACACAAAGGCCUUGGCAUCUUCAUUCUUCUUCUAGGUUGCUUGCAGGCUAUUGCAAUAUUGGUGAGACCAGACAAGGAAUCAAAAAUAAGAAAAUAUUGGAAUUGGUACCAUUACAUUACAGGGAGAGUAUUGAUACUUUUGGCAACAAUAAAUGUUUUCUAUGGUAUCCAUUUAGGAAAUGCAGGAAGUUCUUGGAACGCUGGUUUUUCUGUUGUUUUGGUUAUUUUAUUCAUCACUGCUUUAAUGCUUGAGAUCAGGAUGUGGAGGAGAAAGUAGAAAUCUUUUUUUUUUUUUUUGUUAUGUUUCAUUCAUGUAAUGUUAUUGUUUAUUUUUCUUGUUUUUUGAAGAUUUUCCUUUGUAUUUUCUCUACACACAUUACAUAAUACUAACAGCCAA
Solanum stenotomum is the source of this 1335-nucleotide messenger RNA. Its product is annotated as cytochrome b561 and DOMON domain-containing protein At3g07570-like. Lineage: Eukaryota; Viridiplantae; Streptophyta; Magnoliopsida; Solanales; Solanaceae. Bases 97 to 1215 code for a protein of 372 amino acids. The record is from RefSeq and is a predicted model, not a curated record. The transcript is spliced from 5 exons.